Messenger RNA from Lactuca virosa, 330 nucleotides. Lineage: Eukaryota; Viridiplantae; Streptophyta; Magnoliopsida; Asterales; Asteraceae. The record is from the annotation of a GenBank genome assembly.
AUGUUAGAAGGAGCUAGAGUUCAAACUAGGAUCCAAGAAGAGGUUCAAGCUGAAGUGCAAACUGAGAUCCAAGAUGGGGUGCAGGGUGAAGGGCAGGGGCAAGAAGAAAUGACCCAAAACCAGGAAGAACAUGAAGUGCAAGCAGAGGCUACACCUGUAACCACAUCUGCAAGACCACCUGGUAGACCAUCUCGAAGACCACCUGCAAGACCAAAUGCAAGACCAUCUUAUAGGGCAAGAAAGCAAUCUGAGAGGAUAAUCUUGAUGAAACUGGGCAAGAAUUUUAGUGGAGCAGGGAGCACAUCUGGGAAACCUUUGGAUUUAGAAUGA